Messenger RNA from Cynara cardunculus var. scolymus (artichoke), 1102 nucleotides. Its product is annotated as ER membrane protein complex subunit 3-like. The record is from RefSeq and is a predicted model, not a curated record. The transcript is spliced from 8 exons. The coding region runs from base 154 to 894 and encodes 246 amino acids. Lineage: Eukaryota; Viridiplantae; Streptophyta; Magnoliopsida; Asterales; Asteraceae. Gene Ontology annotation, biological process: protein folding in endoplasmic reticulum. Gene Ontology annotation, cellular component: membrane; EMC complex.
GCAAACGGCCGAUUAGAUCGGUUGUGACUAUGAAAAGUAAAUGUGACGGCGGUCCUUGGGAGCACAACGGACAGACCACCAAACACAAACUCAAACCUAUCGGGAUUGAAACAAGAAGAAGAUCCGAAAGAGAGUCAAUCGUAUCAAUCAACAAUGGCGGAGGAUUUGAUGUUGGAUACAGCGAUCAGAGACUGGGUUCUCAUACCAUUAUCUAUUGUCAUGGUUCUAAUCGGUGUCCUCCGUUACUUUGUUUCCAAGCUCAUGCGUACUUCUCAAUUGCCAGAUUCCAAGAUCAUCAAAGAAGGGCAGCUUAUAAUUAGGGCUAGAAAUCUACGGGCGGCUGCUAAUUUCAUACCUCCAAAGGCAUUUCGUGCUCGGAAAGUUUACUACACUAAUGAGGAAAAUGGUCUACUUUAUGUUCCCAAAGGUCAGGGACAGAAUCCUCAGGCACAAAUGUUCUCUGAUCCAAACAUGGCUAUGGAUAUGAUGAAGAAAAAUCUUUCAAUGAUAGUCCCACAGACCCUUACUUUUGCAUGGGUUAACUUCUUCUUCUCUGGAUUUGUAGCAGCAAAGAUACCUUUUCCUCUGACUCAGAGGUUUAGAUCAAUGUUACAGAAUGGGAUUGACUUGAGUACCGUUGAUGUUAGCUAUGUUAGCGGUCGCUCAUGGUACUUCCUUAAUCUUUUUGGAUUGAGAGGUUUGUUUAGUCUCAUUCUGGGAGAAGAAAAUGCCACGGAUGACACACAGAGAAUGAUGCAAAUGAGUGGAUUUGGCUUUGAUCCCUCCAAGAGUUUGGGUGCAGAGAAAGAUGGUCUGGACAUAGUCCAACAUGACUGGGUGCUACCGAAAUUUGAACAGCGAGCUGAAGCUGUUCUGAGAAAACGUCUUAGCUAAAUGAUCAUGUAUCCAAUCAUGCGCGCUUUACCCACUCAGUGUGCUUAUUUCUUAAAGAAACUGAGUUAUGACAACUGUUGUGUUAGAACUAUUUUUUUAUUAACAAGGAUAUCCAACCGGGUAUGCGAACUGACUGUUGUGUUAACUAUUGGUACCUUUGUGGAUGUAACAUAUGAUUUUGGGGAUAUUCCGUUGUUUUAUUAUCAAA